Molecule: messenger RNA, 5617 nt
Organism: Athalia rosae (coleseed sawfly)
Lineage: Eukaryota; Metazoa; Arthropoda; Insecta; Hymenoptera; Athaliidae
Product: paired box protein Pax-9-like
Exons: 9
Coding region: 3346-4611 (421 amino acids)
Biological process (GO): anatomical structure development; regulation of transcription by RNA polymerase II
Molecular function (GO): DNA-binding transcription factor activity, RNA polymerase II-specific; RNA polymerase II cis-regulatory region sequence-specific DNA binding
Source: RefSeq, a predicted model, not a curated record
UAAGUGCAUACCGAGUGCAUUUCAAGCACUGUCAAAUUUUUAUUCACAUAUCCAGAUAAAGCAGUAUUAAACGUCCGACUUCCUUACCGUCCAAAUCCAGUUAAUUGUUGCUGUGAUUUGCAGUUUCAUCUUCCUUGAUUAACCGUAUGAUGGAGCCACGAUCUAGAGUACUGCUAGGCAAGAUGAAACGUGGUGGCUGAACGGGCGUUUACCCCCGCAAUUUCUACUGGGCUCUGUAACACUGAGCAAUUUCAGAAAAUUCACUUUCUCCGCCACGUUCCUUUUUUUCUGAGCAACUCGGAGCUUUGAACGAUUCUCCGUUAUUAGAUGCAGCUCAUUAAUCGAUCGAUUGAAAAUUUUCGUAUACAUGUUUUCAAAAUCAUCGUAGGAACUAUAUUCGGGUAAUUCGAAUGAACGAAAAUUCUUCAACUAUAGACACGCGUUAUUGAAUCACGUGGGAUUCUGCAAAUUCAUUUUUAAACAUGUGUCGGAUUUCAGAUUCUGCACACGGAUGUGCUGACGGUCCUGAGUAUUCGCACGGGCUAUACGAUAGCUCAUGCGAUAGCAAGUUGUACGUACUAUUAUACCUAUACAGUACACGCUCCUGAAAGUUGGUCGCGAGCCAUUAAGCCGCUACGCUAUGCGAGCCAUAAGAGUAACUCGCAUAUUUACUCAAGCAUGCUUGUGCCCGGGUAUAUGUAUAUCUAUGGAACAUAUAUCCCAAGUUAUGUGCUUGGUUACUUGAAUGCUAAUAGUACGUGCUAGGGAUAGAUCAGGACGUAGACAGAUGAAGAGUGAUCUGAUGCGCCACCGCACGACAGAACAAUUUUAUUUUCAAACAAUCGAAAUACAUUUUGUAUCAUUACCUCGACAAAAGAAUUAUUUGUUGCUGCAACUCGACGAAAAUUCUAUUCCUUGAUUAACUUUUCAUCGAUUCUAUACAGUAAAAUUCCAGUUUGGUAGAUCGAUAAUUAUUCCGAUGUUCAUUCGUACGGAUUGUGCAGCAUAGUAUAGAUAUUUCGAACAUACUAUGCACGGAUGAAUUCAUGAUUUUUUUAAUGAAACAAAUUUUAUUCCGAUGUGCAAUGGAUGCUAUCGUUGCUCGAUGAUCGAACGGUAAAGUUAAUCAUGAGAAUCGGUUCAAUAUUCUUCAUGUAUUGAUGGAAGUAUGUCCUUACAGGUACUUAAAAAUUGCAUAUAACGUAGAUCAGUCGGCAAGUUGAUUCAAUGAACGGCUGAGAGGCGGUGGUCGUGGUUUCAAAUGAAUUCGCGUGAAGUUGGCAGCUGUUAUGAGGUGUGCAUGAACCGAAAGCUCACCUGUGAGCUUUGGUGUUGCGGUACCAUGCAUGCAUGAUGUUCCUCAUAUUUUUGAGAGCAACACAAAUUUAUCGUGACAAUAUGGCGCGUGCAUAAGUUACACGGGUCGCUGCGGUAGCUUAUAAUACUAGCUCAUUCGAGCUCGUGCUGGCGCUACGCGGGCACCACCGGAUCGACCAUAGUAUGUUCGUACGAGUGCGGAUGUUGCAGAAAAAUACGUACGCGAAACCAAAAUGAAAAGGACCCGUAGCAAGCAGGGCUUAUACUACAGGGCGGCUCUUAUAUACUGGCCAGAUGAAAACACGCAUAAAUUUAGAAUCUGGGCUCCCAGCCAGAUAAUUCCCUGCUUCGCGAGGUGAAACGGCCUUUGCUCGUUUCAUACCCAAUAUCCCGUAGGUAUACAUACUCAUAUAGGGAUAAUACCUACCUAGUCUUCGUACGUAUGUUGUACACCUUCGCUAUUGUGUAUCGUAUGUUGUGAGGUGUUACGAUACAUGGAACAUAUCGAAAUUCACGAAGGGCUGAAGGUACAUCUUCAAUCGCUAUUGGAAUACACAAAAAGUAAUGAUUACUGUUACAAUGUGAUGCGAAGACUGAAAACCACAAGAGUGGAGUCUGGAGAGAAAAGAUGUCUGCAUGGAUUCGAAGAUGCAAGAAAAAGUGAGGAGAAUCCGAACGUUAUCACUCCACAUUGACAUUGACUUUGAAUUUGGAUUUCCAACCCCUGCCCUUCGCGGUAUCAAGAUAAAAAAAAUCCGAAGAUAUUCGAUACGCAAUGUCAGUUCAGAAAUGGAAAACUCCCUCCAAAUUCUGCAAGUUCUCAACCCUCGACGAAGUGUACGAUUUGAUAUCACAUCUUGGAAAACGUUCCACGCAGCAGAAGACCCCUGGCUCACAUCGGGCAUCGUACAAUUACACUGCAAGUAUACGUUAUAUGAUUGCCCUCAUACACCAAACCUAUUUACCUGGGUAUAUAGUCGCAGUUAUUACAUAGGAAAAUCUGCACACGCGUCUCCUGUCGGCCGGAACGCAGUGAGACUCGGUUCGUUGUAUGUACGUAAAAAACGAACGAUGUGUGCCACUAAAGGGGUGAUCAAAAAGAACGGUAAAAAGUCAGACCGCGAACAGUUAUAGGUGCGCGCGUGAGCGGAAAGUGGGCGUAACCCCACGGUGCGUGGUGUCAUCAAUGGCCCGUAGCAGCCAGGCUCCUCCCAUUUGGCCAGGCCACCCCCAACGAGUGGUUCGCAUCGUCACGCAGGCGCACCAACCGUAACGUCGAUGCACUCGCACACAUCGAUCCACCUACGCUUUCUUGUGGAUCACCAACACGAUUGCGUACACCGAGCCAUAGCGAGCGGCCAAGAGACGGAAAGACUAUAGUCAAAAGAUCUCUUAUUUCUGCUCUGGUAAAUCUGUCGCCUCAGUCAGUGAGGCAGCGAAGGGCAAGCUGUGCACCAGUGACCGUGUCCAUUUGUUUUUUUGACGUCUAAUUUUUUUUUUUUUUUUAUUUUAUUUUCUUUUCACUUUCAUUUUAUUUUAUUGCAUCUCCUUGUUUUUUUUUUUAGUCCUCUAGUUUCACGUCUAUUCAGUUCUGCUUUUUUGUUUGAAUUUUUAUUACCUUUCCGAAUCUGGAUCUAAACGGAAUAUGUUAACUGGCGCAGAGUGGGACGCGUUUAUUGUUUUACGAAAGAGCGACAAUUAGUGAAUCAAGUGUUGUUUCAACGGUAUUCAUAUUUUGGAACGAUAAAACGAGAUUAUCCGUUUCGUCGCACACGCAUCGUGUAUGACUUCUACCCAGUUAUCUUCGUGACACGUUUUUUGUGGAUCGUUAAAAAAACACAUAUUCACGAAAAAUAUUCAAACUCGAAUUCGACGAUCUCCUCGAGGGACACCGCCAAACUACAGUCGGUCCUCGGUUCAAUUUUACCGCUUCAACUGUAAACGGGAAAAAUCUUAGAAAACACGAAAAAGCUCAAUAGCUUCACUGUUGCAUGUAGCCGACGGCUGUGCAAGGUGCUCAGCCCUCAGAUGGAUCAAGCGGUGCAUGAAACCAGCAGCGGAGGAGUUGGGAUAGGAGGAACGGCGCAGCAGCAGCAGCAAUACGGCGAGGUGAAUCAAUUGGGUGGGGUGUUCGUUAACGGAAGACCGUUGCCUAACGCGGUAAGACUGAGGAUCGUCGAAUUGGCGCAGUUGGGUAUAAGGCCGUGCGACAUAUCGCGACAGCUUCGCGUCAGCCAUGGCUGCGUGAGUAAAAUUCUGGCCCGUUAUCACGAGACGGGGAGUAUCCUUCCGGGUGCGAUAGGAGGAAGUAAACCGCGAGUAACGACGCCCAAGGUUGUGCAGUACAUAAAGCAGCUGAAAUUGAAAGACCCGGGAAUAUUCGCUUGGGAGAUAAGGGACCGUUUGUUGUCCGAUGGGGUAUGCGACAAGUACAACGUACCCUCGGUCUCGAGCAUCUCGAGGAUUCUUAGGAACAAAGUCGGGGCCGCGACGUCGGCGGCGAUUCGCCACCACCCUCAUCACCCGCACCACACGCACCACGCGCAUCAUCCGGCACACCAUCACCAUCAUCAUCACCACCUUUACGCGGCGGCAGCCGCGGCCGGGGCAGCACUCUGCCCCGUACCUUAUCCGACUACUCCGUACCACAGCGCGCCUUCGCCGGCGACUCACCACCACCAUCAUCAAGUGGGCUUGACGACGCCCCCGUCGUCGAGCAAGGUGCCCUCGUCGCCCCCAACCCCGACCCCAGGGAGUGGUCAACGCGAACAAGCUAACACCGCUUUGCAGUGGCCGAGUCCGCACACGGUACAUGAUAUACUGGCAAGCAGCGUUCCCACGAUUCCUAAUUCUUCAGCAUCCUCAUUUUCUUCUUCCUUAUGUGCCAUGAUUAACAACAAUAUCAACAACAACGCUGCAACUCCGAACGACAACAACGGUAGCAACGCUGCUCCCAGCAGCAACAACAACAACCACAACCACAGCAACAAUAACGGCAGCGGUACCGCCAACACCGACAGGAACCAUCAACAUCAUCAUACCAACAACAACAACAACAGCAAUCACAACAACAACAACAACAACAACAACGAUAAUCAUUCGGUUUCGAGUAGCUACCACACGCACUCGUUGCAUCCACACCAGCAUCAUCAUCAUCAUCACCAGCAGUAUUACGCCUCGACCCUUUACCGUCAUCACCACCAUCAUCAUCCUGGAGCUGCAACGUCCGCUGGAUUACAGGUAGUGAUGAUGCAGACGUCUAAUGCCAAUCAACCGGCUAGCCCUUGCAAUUGAUUUAUACGAAAUAGGGUAGGGGGAGUUAGUCAUCCACAACCUGCAAUGGUUAAAUUCCUCUGCGAGGACUACUAUAGCUUCAGUCCUAUGGAGACGCUGGAUCUCCCCAUCACGUGUAAGGAGGUUGUCGACAUACGAUGAACUUUAACCGAUGUUUAUAUCAAUGCGAACGGUAUUUGUAACCAUGUGAAUUCAGGUAUUUAAGUUUGGUUCGACGGCAGGACGCGAUUAUCAAAUCCACAGACCAUCUUCAUAUUCUACGCGGUGCUCUGACCGAACGGUCGCGUAUCAAAUUGGUGGUAAAUACUUUCACCAGUCGGAGGAAGAAUUGAGGUUGAACGAAGCGCAAUUCAUCAUAUUUCAGAUACUGUGCAGAUGACGUAUACUACACGUACGACGUAUAAGUACAUACUUCCAACUCGACUUCCGAUAGAAAAAAAAAAUUUUACGGCACUUGUACGUAACACAUACGUGAAGUUGGAAGGUGGAGAUGAAAUAAGGCCCGCCUACUGCAUCUAUGUGCACGAGGAUAAUAUAAUUAUAUAUUUGGACUGCCUUGCUGAUUAGCUGAACUUGAACUUGGUUGUCGUGUUCGUUGCUCAUUUCAACGUCCAGAAAGCAUCAUGAAAUGAUUGUCCCUCAGACGUUACUUUGCGGCGCAAGCAAACGCUAUUGCGUUUCGGUAUUCGGUCUGCAGGGCGUCACGCAAGUGGAUCCUUCUUUUCCGAAACAUCGGCAGUAUGGCCGUAGCAGCCUAAGCGUCAUCACGCGUUGUAAGGAGCGACGUCAAUCGUAGCGCGUACAUCCUUGGAGAAGCAAAAAAAGUUUGCCAGACAGGUGGGAGAAAGGAAAAUAAAUACAUUGCGGUUUUCCGUCUUGGAUACAACGGCAGUUCAGCUUCAGCGACAGAAGAGGCGACAUCAGCAACGACAUGAGGAGCGACAUCAGUAGCAACGCAGGUUCCUCAGAGCGACGAUGGAGAGAGGGAACGGUCGCAGUUCCUCCA